GGGACCCAGGCCGGGCACCAGCGGCCAUGUUGAGGCACCGCCUUUCGGCUCCGGCUGCUCCUUCCGAUUCCGCCGCUGGGCCGGCGCUGGAGGAUCACCUACUCUUUGGUGCAGACAAAAGAGCAAGUAGCAAUUGGACAGGAAAAGAAUGGCAUUAAAACAGAUUUCCAGCAACAAGUGCUUCGGGGGACUGCAGAAAGUGUUUGAACAUGACAGUGUUGAACUGAACUGCAAAAUGAAAUUUGCUAUCUACUUGCCACCAAAGGCAGAAACUGAAAAAUGCCCUGCACUGUAUUGGCUGUCUGGUUUGAGUUGCACAGAACAGAAUUUUAUAACAAAAUCUGGUUAUCAUCAGGCUGCCUCAGAACAUGGCCUUGUUGUCAUUGCUGCAGACACCAGCCCCCGUGGCUGCAAUAUUAAAGGGGAAGAUGAGAACUGGGACUUUGGCACUGGUGCUGGGUUUUAUGUGGAUGCCACUGAAAAUCCUUGGAGAACUAACUACAGAAUGUACUCUUAUGUAACAGAGGAGCUUCCCCAACUCAUAAAUGCCAAUUUUCCAGUGGACCCCCAAAGGAUGUCUAUUUCUGGCCACUCCAUGGGAGGCCAUGGAGCUCUGAUUUGUGCUCUAAAGAAUCCUGGAAAAUACAAAUCUGUGUCAGCAUUUGCUCCAAUUUGCAAUCCUGUGCUUUGUCCUUGGGGCAAAAAAGCCUUUAGUGGAUAUUUGGGAACAGAUCAAAGUAAAUGGAAGGCUUAUGAUGCUACCUAUCUUGUGAAGGCCUAUCCUGGUUCUCAGCUGGACAUACUAAUUGAUCAAGGAAAAGAUGACAACUUUCUUUCAGAUGGACAGUUACUACCUGAAAACUUCAUCGCUGCCUGUACAGAAAAGAAAAUCCCUGUUGUUUUCAGAUUACAAGAGGGUUAUGAUCAUAGCUACUACUUCAUUGCAACCUUUAUUACUGAUCACAUCAGACAUCAUGCAAAAUACCUGAAUGCUUGAGAAACUUCAGAUAAGAGAUUCUCUUCAGGAUUAUAAAGAUUAGAAUAGAAUUGCAGGGGAAAAGAAUUUCAAAACAUUGUAUUUCAUAAUACUAAAAAUUGUUCUAUAGUUGAAUCACCUUCUGAAUAAACAUAUGAAACCUU
Messenger RNA from Molossus molossus (Pallas's mastiff bat), 1140 nucleotides. RefSeq names its product esterase D (gene ESD). The transcript has 10 exons. Bases 149 to 997 code for a protein of 282 amino acids. Gene Ontology annotation, biological process: formaldehyde catabolic process. Gene Ontology annotation, cellular component: cytosol. Gene Ontology annotation, molecular function: S-formylglutathione hydrolase activity. Lineage: Eukaryota; Metazoa; Chordata; Mammalia; Chiroptera; Molossidae. The record is from RefSeq and is a predicted model, not a curated record.